AUGACGCCUAUAACUCCUGCAAUUUUUAAAUAUAUAAAUAUAUUUGUUGGUACUCUUGCUGUAUUAGGUGGUGUAUCGCAGAUACGUCGAAUUUUUGUUGAGUUUAAUGUUUUUAUUCAAGGAUUAUUUGCUAUUGUCUUAUCCACGUAUGUUAUCUACUUGGAAUUUAAGAUCCCAUCACAAUUAUAUAAGUAUGCGUCGUUUUAUUUUAGUUUCUUAGGCAGAGGUAUGCUACACUUUCUCUUAGUCUCUUUAUUAGGGCAUAACAUUACUACUUUCAAAUUCAUUACCAAUUUUAUAUUGUUUUUCACUGGGCUAGGGUACAUUUUCUGCCAUUUCACUUCAUUUAUUGAAGAACCUGAUAACUUUAAAAUCUCUAACAAUGUAAUUAUGGUUGGUGAUGACGAAUUUGACGAUGAUGACGAUGACGAGGUUGUGUAA
Molecule: messenger RNA, 441 nt
Organism: Arxiozyma heterogenica
Lineage: Eukaryota; Fungi; Ascomycota; Saccharomycetes; Saccharomycetales; Saccharomycetaceae
Gene: TVP15
Product: Tvp15p
Exons: 1
Coding region: 1-441 (146 amino acids)
Biological process (GO): vesicle-mediated transport
Cellular component (GO): Golgi membrane
Source: RefSeq, a predicted model, not a curated record